AUGGCUUUCAACGGGACGAGUGUGUUCGGUGUACCCGUGCCCGCGCCAGAUGCGUGGACGGGUUUCGUCUCCGAGGCACAGAAAUACUUGCCUCAGACGUACAGUCGCCUUGCGUUGCUGGCGUUGAUCAACUUGCCUAUCCUCGCCGUGGUGUUUAAUGUUCUCCGGCAAACAAUACUUCCGCGGGACAAGAGCCUGCCGCCAGAGGUCUUUCAUAUCAUCCCCUACUUCGGCAGCGCUGCAUCAUAUGGUGACGACCCAAUCAAGUUCUUCUUCGACUGCAAGAAGAAGUACGGCGAUGUCUUCACGUUCACCAUGCUCGGCCGUAAGAUGACCGUCGCACUCGGCUCCAAAGGCAACAACUUCAUUCUGGGCGGCAAGACGCAGUACCUGUCCGCAGAGGACGCGUACACGCAUCUCACCACACCCGUUUUCGGCAAGGACGUCGUCUACGAUAUCCCGAACGAGCGCUUUAUGGAGCAGAAGAAAUUCGUCAAGGUCGGCCUCACGACGGAGAACUUCCGCGCCUACGUGCCCAUGAUUGAGAACGAGGUCAUCCAGUUCCUGGCGAAGGACUCGCAGUUCACGACAUACCAGCAGGACGACGUUAACGAGUGGGGAAACUUCGACCCUCUCAAGGUCACCGCGGAAAUUACCAUUCUCACAGCCAGUCGUACGCUUCAGGGCCAGGAGGUCCGUGAGGGUCUUGACAAGGGUUUCGCUCAGACGUUCUCCGACCUCGAUGGUGGAUUCACCCCGCUGCACUUCACUAUCCCGAACCUCCCUCUGCCCAGCUACCGCAAGCGUGACGCCGCCCAGAAGAAGAUGAGCGAUUUCUACGUCGACAUCAUUCGCAAGCGCCGGGAGGGUAUCACUUCGGAGGACGGCACGGACAUGAUUUCGGCUCUCAUGACCCAGACUUACCGCGGUGGCCGCCCUCUUCCCGACCACGAAAUCGCACACAUCAUGAUUGCGCUUCUCAUGGCCGGCCAACACACCUCUUCGACCACCGGCGCCUGGACCCUGCUUCACAUCGCCGAGCGCCCCGACAUCCAAGAAGCGCUCUACGCUGAACAGGUCAAGUACUUCGGCGGAUCUGACGGCCGCAUGCGCACGCCUACCUAUGAGGAACUCAAGGCUCUCCCUGUUCUCGACAGUGUCAUCCGCGAGACGCUCCGCAUGCACCCUCCGAUCCACAGCAUCAUGCGCAAGGUUCGCCACGACAUGCCCGUCCCGCCCACGCUCUCCGCGCCUUCCCAGGACGGUACCUACGUCGUACCCGCCGGCCACUACGUCAUGGCUUCGCCCGCAAUCUCCCAGGUCGACCCUACGCUCUGGCGCGAUGCUGACCGCUGGCUCCCUGAGCGCUGGAACGACGAGGCUGGCGAGGCUGCGGCGGCAUUCAAGCUCUACACGGACGAGAACGGCGAGAAGGUCGACUACGGGUUCGGUGCGGUGUCGAAGGGUACCGACAGCCCGUACCAGCCUUUCGGCGCUGGCCGUCAUCGCUGCAUCGGAGAGCAGUUCGCGUACUUGCAGCUUGGCGCGCUCAUCACGACGCUUGUAAGGAGAAUCGAGAUGAAGCUGCCGACGCCGUUCCCUGGCCCCAACUACCACACGAUGAUCACGAUGCCCAAGACACCCCGCCAGAUCUACUACCGCCGUCGCCAGCAGGAGAGCGAGCUGUAG
Peniophora sp. CBMAI 1063 is the source of this 1689-nucleotide messenger RNA. The record is from the annotation of a GenBank genome assembly. Lineage: Eukaryota; Fungi; Basidiomycota; Agaricomycetes; Russulales; Peniophoraceae.